This is a messenger RNA of Achroia grisella, 2557 nucleotides long. RefSeq lists its product as uncharacterized. Gene Ontology annotation, cellular component: extracellular region. Gene Ontology annotation, biological process: innate immune response; regulation of Toll signaling pathway; central nervous system formation. The record is from RefSeq and is a predicted model, not a curated record. Gene Ontology annotation, molecular function: growth factor activity; Toll binding. Lineage: Eukaryota; Metazoa; Arthropoda; Insecta; Lepidoptera; Pyralidae. The transcript has 10 exons. Bases 201 to 1457 code for a protein of 418 amino acids.
AGCAUACUGCCAGUGCGUCUGCGCCUCGACAAAAAGUAAACAAAAAAAAAAUAAAAAAGCCCGCCAUCACUGCGAUUGGAAAGUGCGGCGUUGAAAAAUCUUUUUUAUUUAAUAUUUAAAUGCUUUAAUGUUUUUAUAAAUGAUUAGGUGAAUUGUGAACAUUUAGUUUUGACUGUGUGUGAUCAUUAUUGGCGGGAAAAAUGACGCGACCGGCUUUCAUUUGUUUGAGUAUCCUGUCAUUCCUGGUAUCGAGGACAUUACCCCAACAGACCUCAUCAGUAGAUCCUCUAUCGACGGCCGCGCCUGCUGCGCCGGUGGAGCCCAGAGCUGAUGACACUCCCGCUGAUGUAGACUCAGAUGAACCACCAGAGGGGUACUACGCGUUUGUUGAAUCUCCCAAUGCAACCCCACCGAGGGUCCGUCCGCCACCGUACCGGCAGGUUUCGAGCGAGUGUCGCGAGGCGGCCGGCGUGCGCCCCCAGGUGAGCGCACAUAACUUGUGUGGAGACCUCAACCGAGGGAUCAUACCCAAGAACCCCAUGGGACAGAGCCCGAACGGAGAACCCUAUCCGUUCGAGUUGAUCCGCGACCGCGCACUGAUGUUCCUGGCGCGGACGGUGCCGGUGCUCCGCGCGGACGACACGCUGCCGCGCGUCACGCACCUCGCGGGGACCGACCACGCUCACCACGCUCACCACACUCACCACACUCACCACACUCAGUACACGCGCGACCAGCCCGACGUGCACAACCAACUAGAAGAACGUAGCAAAAGGUCUGCAGAUUCCGCGGGAGAAGUUCCGUCACACGAGCUUGCGGCGGAACAUCGGUCCGCGCCCCGGGAGAGCCGCAAGUUCUGCGACGGCGGCGGAGUGUUUUGUAUGCUGUAUCGAGCGUUCAACGGUGAAAAUGAAGCUCCUCCUGCAGGAGUGGAGAGACGUGAAGACCCUGGUACCGGAGCCCCACCACGCGGGCCGGGACCAGUGCCACAUCCCAGAUAUGAGGGUCCCCCUACACCUUGUCCGGCUCGAGUGGAGUACGCUACACCAGUAUUUGCUCGCAAUUAUCAGGGCGUAUGGAGAUACGUUGUGCAGAUACCUUACGAGGGUUAUUUCACGCAGACUGUUGAAGUCACAAGAUGUAUGCAGUCCCGCUGCCAUUACUUGGAGGGUGGAUGUUUGAGUUCCCCGCGCUGGGUAUCACUAUUAGUAGCUGAGUUACACUACCCACCGCCCGCACAACACUCGCAACACUUCCAGGAUUACCAGCGCGGUCAGGGAGCGCCGGAGACUGAACCUAGCACGGAGAAGCCACCGCACUGCGAUGGACACGAUGAGCUGGGAUGUUACCAGCUUCGUAUGUACUACGACUGGUUCUUAGUGCCUGGUUCCUGCAAGUGUUGGAGACCAGACUACUUCGCUAAAUACGUGAGACGCAGGCACACCAAUGAAUUGUAGAUAUAUAGAUAACAAUAACAAACUCGUCAAUGUAUAACAUAUAAGUUUCAAUGAAAAUUGUUCCAAGCAUUAUGAAGUUACGCGGGUCAGCUAGUAGUAACAACUGAUAGUAUAAAUCCGAAAGUUUGUAAGUGUGAAUAUUGCAUGGCUGUUUGUUAGUCUUUCAAGCAAAAACUACUGAAUGGAUUUUAAUAAAACUUUACAAUAAUAUAGGUAAGGUCCAAGAUGCUGACGUUUAUACAGAAGUAUAAUUUCAAGUAGUAUAAAUAGUUUUAAAAUAUAAACGUGUUGGCAAUUAGCUGUAAGUUUAUAUUGUUUUAAUUAAAUAAAAUAAAUAAAAAAUAAAAUAAAUCAGAAUAGCGCAUUAGGCUACAAAUUUCACGCGCGUAAAACCGUAGGCACAGAUAGUUUAUUUAUGUAGGUACCUACUUAUGAACAAGGUAGAUUUAUAAAUCACAAGUGUGCUCGCGUUUCACCCGCUAUAAAUUUCUAUAAACAUAACCUAUGUGUUAUUCUUUUGAUGUAUUCAAAAGACCUAAUAUCGGGCUUCUCGACCAAAUACUCCAAUAGAUUACUGCUAUUGAGUAAAAACAACAUAUGCAUGAUGACUAGGGCCCUCACAGGACACUGCAAAUUGAACAAGCAUAUGGCUAAGCUAGGCCUAUGCACGACAAGUAUCUGCAGAUUCUGCCAAACUGAAGAGGAAACGCCGCUUCACAUCCUAUGUGGUUGUAGCCCACUCAUGCAUAAACGAAAUAUCUCCUUUGGAAAGUUUACACUCUUUCCCGAGGAGAUAAAAACGAUCGCUCCUAAGAAUAUCCUUCAAUUCUUGUCCCUGACGGGUCUAGGUAGCGAACUCUGAAAAGGGCGAGCACAAUAGAUCUAUGUAGGUCGCAGUGCUACAGGUGCUACACAUCUGACAAUAGCCCAAACAACCGUAUAAAAAAAAAAAAAAUAAAAAAAAAAAAUGUGUUAUUCAGAUGCCUAAGCUAUACUAUAUAUUACUGUAAAGUUUCAUUAAAAUCCGUUUCAAUUUUUUGCGUGAAUGAGUAACAUACAUACAUACAAACUUUCGCGUUUAUAAUAUUACUAGCUACACA